This is a messenger RNA of Caenorhabditis remanei, 243 nucleotides long. RefSeq lists its product as uncharacterized. The record is from RefSeq and is a predicted model, not a curated record. Bases 1 to 243 code for a protein of 80 amino acids. The transcript is spliced from 2 exons. NCBI's taxonomy places the organism in Eukaryota, Metazoa, Nematoda, Chromadorea, Rhabditida, Rhabditidae.
AUGGCUACCAAAAUAUCCUUCCAUGCUCCCAUCAAAUCGAUUGCAUUCUGCGGAUCUUCUAACAUAGCUGCGCUAUUCGAGAACAACGUCAAAUUGGCGUCUACAACAACAGGAACUCACUUUGCCACAUUUGAGAUGAAUCAGUACUCGACAGAUGUCCACGGUUGUGAUGAUUUCUUAUAUGUAGCCAACCGUAAGGAAUGGGUCUUUUGGACUUGCGAACCUUCAAAAUGCUCCCGGUGA